AUGCAAUCGGUGGUUUUCAAAGGUCCUUUGCAGGUCGCUCUCGAGGAGCGUCCGCGGCCUCAGAUCAAAGACUCUACAGACGUGAUCGUGAAAGUACGGUACACGGCACUAUGUGGCAGUGAGCUACACGUCUUCCGUGGUCACCAACCCUCGGGAACUGGAUUCAUCAUGGGCCACGAAUUCACCGGGGAGGUUUUUGAAGUCGGAGAUAAAGUCAAGACUUUCAAAACAGGAGAUCGUGUCGUAUCGCCCUUCACAGUCAGUUGCGGGGACUGUUUCUACUGUGACGGCGGUUUUUCAUCACGCUGCGCUCGGGGUCAACUCUAUGGAUCCGCAGUGUUGGAUGGCGGACAGGCGGAGUACGUCCGUGUGCCUUUAGCAGAUGCCACUUUGGUCCAUGCGCCCUCGACUAUUGACGAGAAAAAGCUAGUCCUGAUGGCGGACAUCUUCCCCACAGGGUAUUUUGCCGCCUCAAACGCCUUUCGCUCCCUAGACAAGGCAGCGAUCGAAAAGAGCACCGUUCUCCUCUUUGGAUGUGGACCAGUGGGAAUUUGUGCUCUAGUCAGCGCCUUGGAUCAUCGCCCUAAGCACCUGAUUGCGAUCGACAGUGUGCCAUCUCGUCUUAAGCUCGCUGAAAGCUUAGGUGCGGAGGCCUGGAACUACCAGGAAGAUGAGCAGGGUUUACGGGAGAGAGUUAAGGCUUUGACGGAUGGUCGUGGAGCAGAUGUCGUGAUUGAGGUUGUGGGGCAUAGCAGUGCAUUGCGGAUGGGAUUUGAGAUGUUGCGCCCAUGGGGAAUCCUCUCUAGUGUGGGCGUGCACAAUGGCGAGAUCCCGUGGACUGGUAACGAGGCGUAUGGGAAGAACUUGCGUAUCCAGAUGGGACGGUGUCCCGUGCGGAGUAUCUUUGGUGAGGCCAUGAACCUCUUGGCAAAGAAGCAGGAUGUGCUCAAUUUCAUGUCUGAUGAUAUCCGACCUCUUUCUCAGGCUGUGCAGGCUUUCGAUGAUUUUAACAACAUGCGAUGCCAGAAGGUCAUUUUUGAGGCAGAUAAGUAG
Molecule: messenger RNA, 1053 nt
Organism: Penicillium pulvis
Lineage: Eukaryota; Fungi; Ascomycota; Eurotiomycetes; Eurotiales; Aspergillaceae
Product: alcohol dehydrogenase family protein
Exons: 5
Coding region: 1-1053 (350 amino acids)
Molecular function (GO): zinc ion binding; oxidoreductase activity
Source: RefSeq, a predicted model, not a curated record